AUGUGGUACCCAUUGGUCCUGUGUGAAGUAGGGGUGGCAGCCAUCAGCCUGCUGGAGGAGCCCCACAUGAGGAGCCCCUGGCACCUGGGCUCCUCUUCUGCCCCAGUGGACAGUAUGAGGUGGGACAGGUCUGCAGCAGGAUUUCUACACAACAGAAACAUCUACAAGGGAAUGGAGGUGCAAGGUGAUGAAAAUAAUCUGCUUCUAUAUGCAUCCAGAUUAAUCAAGAGUGCUUGGGGACCCCACCAGCACCUGGGGGCGCACCUCUCCCGGGUCCGCUCACUCGAUCUCAAUGACUGGCCACCCAAGCUGCUGGCCAUCAUGACCGCCAUGGGCAACACCCUGGCCAACAGCAUCUGGGAAGGAGCCCUGGAUGGCUAUGCAAAACUGGGGCUGGAAGCCUGCAGAGAGGAGAAGGAACACUGGAUCCGAGUACGAGCAGAAGCUCUUCCGGCCCCGCUGCCAAGCUUCGUUGUGCCCCUGGGGCAGCAGUUGCUUUGGGCCAUGGUGGAGGAUGACCUGUGGCUGCUGGUGAUGCUGCAGGUGCACGGCUCCAAGGAGGAGGUGAACGGGACCUAUGGGGACGGGGACGCGUGGACAGCAUUGCACCUGUCCAGCACCAUGGCCAAUAAGAACUGGCAUUUGUGA
Molecule: messenger RNA, 648 nt
Organism: Dipodomys spectabilis (banner-tailed kangaroo rat)
Lineage: Eukaryota; Metazoa; Chordata; Mammalia; Rodentia; Heteromyidae
Product: arf-GAP with GTPase, ANK repeat and PH domain-containing protein 3-like
Exons: 5
Coding region: 1-648 (215 amino acids)
Biological process (GO): proteasome-mediated ubiquitin-dependent protein catabolic process
Cellular component (GO): nucleus
Molecular function (GO): GTPase activator activity
Source: RefSeq, a predicted model, not a curated record